Molecule: messenger RNA, 3257 nt
Organism: Daldinia decipiens
Lineage: Eukaryota; Fungi; Ascomycota; Sordariomycetes; Xylariales; Hypoxylaceae
Product: HAUS augmin-like complex subunit 6 N-terminus-domain-containing protein
Exons: 2
Coding region: 210-2507 (765 amino acids)
Source: RefSeq, a predicted model, not a curated record
CCCAGAACCCAGAACCCAGAACCCAGAACCCAGAACCCAGAACCCAGAACCCAGAACCCAUUUCAACCAGAAAUUCCACCUACGGAAAUUCCACUUUGGGAGCUACACAGCUCUACUCAUAAAUCACACCUUUACGUAUGGCCUCGUAGAACAGCCCUUUCAUAUAAAACAUAAAACAUAAAACACCAUCAACCAUCAACAAUGCCGCCAUGUCGGUUCAAUACGCCAACCCAUCGACCAACCCAUCAGUGGCACGCUCGCGAUCGCUGCGCGUUCCCGCUAAAGCGUCCUUGACCGCCCCUCAGCCUACCUCUACUGCCACCACGACUCAGAUACCCAGCUCUACUUCUAAUCUUGCUCUGUUCCUUACAAACCUCCGCCUGCUAGACCUCGAUCUUGAGCCCGACUGGCCAGAUAUAACCCUCGCGACCUUUUCAACCAAAGACGCCGUUGGCGGACAGAAGAAGCGGAUUCAAUCUGUCGAAUGGGCUCUGUAUCAGCUAUUUAUGCUAUGGGAUUACAACGAGACUCAAAAUAAAUUGCGUCCGUUCUUUCCACCUCUUGACCAGGUCCAGUCUAUCAACCUCCGAGCCGCUCUCCUCCGCGGCCUCGAACAGGCUAAGAAGAAUGGCGUCCUAGGUCGAGAUGCUGUUCUGCGAAAGACUAUGUUAGACGAAUGCAAGGGCGAGCGACUUGAAGAAGUUCUGGCCGUCUUUUCCUCGGCGGUCCUAAAGAAGCUGGUUGCCGAACGUGCGCUCAAUUCAGGUCCGGAAUACCGUCCUACUAUAUCGGAGAAAAUUGCGCUCGAGAACUGGGGUUACUCGGGAGACCGUACUGAGCUUAACGGACUCUUACUCGCCCACAAAGCGUCCUUGGGUUCUAUAUUAGCUAAGAAGAACACGGAACGAGUAAAGUACCGCGACUUUGAAGAACUGCUAGCGUCAAAGGAACAUAGCAUUGCCCGGCGAAAGGAAAAGGCCAAAGCAGAAUCAGAACGAAGCGUAGCUGAGACAUCUGAAAGGACAAGAACAGAAGUUAAUAGAAUUAUCAAGACCAAUUGGACUGGAAAUGAUCAAUGGCUUGAUAGUCUCCUAUUUAACGACACGAAUCCACGAAAGGGCGGACUCCUUGGUAGCCGUUUCGAUGAUAUCUGGGUUGGUGUUGAACAGGGGAAUGUCUCCGACCUUGAAGACCAGAAUACUGGCCUCUUGGAGCAGUUAGACAACAGGGUCCAGAUGCAGAGAGAAAGGUUGGAGAAAUGGGACGAUUUCAGGAUGAAAAUGUUUGGAAAUAUGCCACCACCGCCUACCGUGGAAGCGAAGAGAACGACUAAGCCAAAGAAUGUUGGUUUACGCUUCACGGCUCAUCAGAAGCUGAACACCGACCAGGUGCGCGUGAAAGACAAGCUGCCCCUAAACGCAGCACCUGCACAAUACCGCACGAUAGUCAGUAACAUGAAAGCUGAACUUGGUUCUAUUGGAAAACCCAAGAUUCCGGAUUUUUCUAGUCUACUAGGAGGUUCGAAUAGAAGCUCGGUAAUCGAUGCUUCAUACACUACAAAGCCAGAGGAAAGAGCCGAUGCGAUUUCUGAUAUUAGCGAAUGGGAAGAUGAGGCUGAAGAAGUACGACCAAUUGAAAAGCCUGUACAGCCCACCGGCGGGCGCCGUUAUCGUCUUGUUCCUCCCAAGGCUAGCACUGAAGCUCAGGGGCAGGCACAUGUGCCAAAGGCGCCCUCGAUUGACGUGCCAUUCAGCCGAAACAAGAAAUUCUUCCCAGAUCUUUCACCCAACUUUGAGCCUGAGCCGUUGGAACAGACGUCAUCUUCGCACCUUCAAGUCCCGACGACUAGUACGCCCAAGAGGCAAGAAUUAAGGAAGUUGGAUACUAUACCUCAAAUCAUCACAUCGUAUAGUGCUGCUUCCCCUGAGGUAUCCCCCGAACCAUCCCCUACCGAUAAGAUGGUAGAAUCCUUGUCUCCACCGGCCCCGGUUUCUCCAACGCAGGCCAUGGCCGACGAAAUAUUGCAGUCCAUGUCAAAUGCAUCCCCAUCUCCGAUGAAGAAACAGCGUCACACCCUUUCUCUAGCUGAGAGAACUCGCUUGUCUAUGACACGAACUCAAUCUUUUGAAAAGGAGGAUGAAGUAUCUCAGCCGUCCCCUACAAAAUCUACGCACACGCAGAACAGUAGUGAUAAUAAUACAAAUCACCUGCCGGAGAAGGAUGAAUACGAGGAUCUAGUAGCCCGUACUAGACGAUCCAUGGUUGGCUUCGAAGCCGCGCGACAAAAGGCCCAACUAGAGAGGAGGCGAUCGGAGAGGAAGAGCAAGAUGAUACAGAGGAAGGGCGAUCAGUUCCCAAAGCUUCAGGAAGAGAAUUUUAACGACACGUCAAUUAUCGAGGAGCUCCUCGACGGGGGCCAGGAGGAUUACGAGGCUGUGUUCCGGAGCAGGCCGCGCGUGCAGACGAGCCCCUUACCUAGCCCUUCCAAGGCAUGGAAUGGGGAGUAAAUGAUUGAGUAAGAUGAGAUAAGAUGAGGUAUAUGCUGUCAAAUAACGCUUUUGCUUAGUUUAGGGGGCUACUGUUAGGAAUAUGAUACCAAAUUGAUGUUUCCCUUUUCAGGGGUGUUUGAGAAAAAGGUUGCUCGAAUACAUACCUACCUACCUAGGUAUAUAUAUGUUGUCUCUUGUUAUACAGGACUUCCCUCUAGUAUUUCGAUGUAAUAGCUACAGUCUCAACCAUACGUAUAAUCAAACUAAUCACCAUAAUUAAUCAUAAAAAACCAACGCCCUAGCCUCAAUACUCUCCCGCGCCUCCCCAUCCUUGUACUCCGCAUCCUCGAACGCGCUAUGCGGCGCGCGUCGCGCCGGCACCCCCGUCUCCGAGUCGAAGCAUUUUAUAAGGAGCACCUCGUCGGGCUGCUGCGCGUGCUUGUAGUACCACCGGUGCGUGGCGCGCGGCAGGAUCGUCCAGGUUUCGUCCCGGUCCGCGGGGUAGAUUAUCGAUGCGGCGACUAAGUCGGCGUCGGGGAUCGAGGACCCGUCGGCUACGCCUAGGGGGUCUUUGAGGACGGGGCGGAUGGGGCGCCAUAUCUGUUUUUGGGAGGGGGGUGGUUAAGGUUUCUGCUUGUACUGUUGUUUUGUUGGUGAGGGAGAAAGGGGGGUAUGGAGGAGAGGAUAGGAUGUAUGGAGAAAAAAGGGGAAGGGGAAGGGAAAGGGAAAGAGAAAGGGGGCAUACGUUUAUAAUCUGAUACCGCUGUU